GCAUGUUUCAAAUUUGGUUGUUUCUUAAUCAUGGUGAAUUCAGGUUUGUAGGCCCGCAUGGGGAUCAUGAGUCAUCACCUCCCUGAUGGUUUGGUCAGACAGUGGGCAUAAAUGAUGACUUUAGAAUCUUGACUGCUUAAAACUUUUUGCUCCAUUUUCUCUCCCAAUGUCUGGCCAAUUGAUUACAUCUCCCGAUGGUACUCGCAUUUGGGCUGAUGCUACAGGCACCCCAGGAAAGCCUCCCGUCGUCUUCAUUCACGGUUUUCUUGGCUCAGGCCUGAACUGGAUUAAGCAGUUCAAUGACAAGCUAUUAUUGGACAAGUUGUAUAUGAUCAAAUACGAGACUCGUGGACACGGUCGUAGCGACCAGCCGGAAUCAGAGGACGCCUACGCUUCUGCCAAACACGCGGAAGACUUCCAGGCAGUGUGCGCCGCUUUCGAUGUCACGAAACCGGUUAUAGUAAGCUGGUCGCUUGGGGGUGUCGUCGUACCCGAAAUCCUGUCUCGAUACGGCACGCACCCCGUUCCAGUGGCUGGGCAUGUCAUGCUCAACGCCUUACCCUGGAUUUCUAUGUCGCGGGAGAUCGCCAAACCCUAUAACGCUACCAUCAUCUCUUCGAUCCGGUCUCCCCAUACCACCGAAUUCCAUAAUGCGCUGAAAGAAUUUAUCGGGGCUUUUGUCGCUCCUGGAAAUUCAGUUUCUUUCGAAGAUCAAUGCGCGUGGAUAGGCAGUGCAGCGGGCAUGAAUAUUGCUGCACGGACAUUUUCGCUCUCACGGGAGCAAGAUGAAACUGCCUUGCUCUCUGUUGCUAAUGAGUUGCCGAUACUCUGUAUCCAAGGUACAGAAGACGUGCUGGUAGAUGUGGAGAAACAUGAAGAGUUUAUGAAGAAACAUUUUGGAAACAAUUUGGACUAUCGACGACUUCCCGGAGCGGGCCAUGCGCCUUUCUAUGAGUUCCCUGAAGUUGUGAACCCAAUGAUUAUACACUUUGCUGAACGCAUGUAUGAUAGCGCGUACUAG
Messenger RNA from Guyanagaster necrorhizus, 1021 nucleotides. Its product is annotated as alpha/beta-hydrolase. The transcript is spliced from 6 exons. The coding region runs from base 167 to 1021 and encodes 284 amino acids. NCBI's taxonomy places the organism in Eukaryota, Fungi, Basidiomycota, Agaricomycetes, Agaricales, Physalacriaceae. The record is from RefSeq and is a predicted model, not a curated record. Gene Ontology annotation, cellular component: membrane.